AGGAUACGCUAUCAAUCCUAUCAUAAAAAGUACAACUUUAUCGCUAUCCUCCUACCUCCCAAACAAAAUUAUUGUUAUGAGUACUUGUUUUCUUUUACAAGCCAAUAAGUUAUACUAACGUAUUGACUUUCAAAGCUACUAUAUUAGGUUUAGCCUCAAAUUCGCUUUUAAAGAAACCCCCUUUGUUUAUUAUCACAAGCAAACAUGACAGACUUGCAAAUUCGUUUAUUGCGGCACGCGCUUAUUAUCUUGCUUGGUGGUUCAUAUUUGAUUUGUUCAACAAUCUUAAUACUAAUGCUUAUUCCACCAUUUACACUCUUUGGGUGUUUUUUUUUGCCAACCGCUGUUGGGUGUAGCGUUGUUGGUGCUUAUUGUAUUGCAUGGUUGGCAUAUUUAUCCUUUGCUCAAACAGAUCGUGAAUUCAAUGUUCCAUAUAACCCCAAACGCAUAAUAAAAGUUAAUUAUGCCAUAUUUCAAGCAUUGUGGGCUUCCAUAUUUUAUCUGCCAUUAUUAGCAGAAUAUGGAUAUCUGAGAUUCUUUGUAUUAAGGAAAAAGCUUCGGCGAAUUAUAAAAGAAGACAUAUUUUAUGGAAGCCAAACGAAUACAAAUCGUCUUGAUGUUUAUAUUCCCGAUACCGCAAAGUUACAGCAACAAUUUUUUGAUAAAGCUACACAUCCCGUGAUUGUGUUUAUUUAUGGUGGAGCUUGGGGCUCUGGCGAUAAAAUAAUGUACAGUCUAUUAGCUCUCCGAUUAAGACAUCUGGGUUACGUGGUAGUUGUCCCUAAUUAUACUCUAUAUCCAAAUGCGAAGAUUGAUCUAAUUAUUUCUGAUAUCAAACGAUCUUUAGUUUGGACGAAAAGAUAUAUCAAUAAAUUUGGUGGUGAUCCUAAUAAAAUCCAUCUUAUGGGGCAUUCAGCAGGCGCCCAUUUAGCUUCUCUCGUAACAAUUAGAGAUGCAAUUAUUAAAUCUCAAACUAAUUCAAACCUGGUAGCUCGAGAAUUUACGAAUUUAGAAGAUAUUGAUCCUGAAUUAGAGUUGCCAAAAAUUCAUGGAUUAAUAUUAUUGUCUGGCGUGUUUGAUAUAUCAAGACAUUUUAUAUGGGAAUCUAACCGUGGUGUAGAGGAGAUUUCUGCAAUGGCUCGAGUAAUGGGUGGCACACAAGAAAGCUUUGCUUUGAAUUCACCUACAACUCUUAUUGAAAAUGCUUUGAAAAGUAGAGAUAUAAAUAUGGAUAAGCUAAAAAGGUUGAUGCCUGCAAAAAUAUUGUUUAUUCAUGGAAAUAAGGAUAAAGUUGUUCCAUUAGAAUCUACAUUAAGAUUUAAUGGUAUGUUAAAUGAAUUAAACAUAAAAGAUCUAAGACUAAGAAUACCUGCAGAAAUGGCUCAUAGUGACUCAGUGACUGGCUUUAUGUAUAGUCCUUUUAAAAACAAUUAUACUUCUCAACUAUUAUAUGAACUUGCUGAUUUCAUGUCAUGUUAAUUAUUUAUUUUAAUAUUAUACAACCCUUAUAAUUAAAAAUUUUAUUUCAGAAAUAAUAGUAAUAUAUAAGCAAUAUUAGAUAAUUUUUAUUAUAA
Rhizophagus irregularis DAOM 181602=DAOM 197198 is the source of this 1574-nucleotide messenger RNA. RefSeq lists its product as uncharacterized. The record is from RefSeq and is a predicted model, not a curated record. NCBI's taxonomy places the organism in Eukaryota, Fungi, Glomeromycota, Glomeromycetes, Glomerales, Glomeraceae. Gene Ontology annotation, molecular function: lipase activity.